Lottia gigantea (owl limpet) is the source of this 2530-nucleotide messenger RNA. RefSeq lists its product as hypothetical. Lineage: Eukaryota; Metazoa; Mollusca; Gastropoda; Lottiidae. Gene Ontology annotation, cellular component: centrosome; HAUS complex. Bases 84 to 2144 code for a protein of 686 amino acids. The record is from RefSeq and is a predicted model, not a curated record. The transcript has 18 exons. Gene Ontology annotation, biological process: centrosome cycle; spindle assembly.
GCGCGGAGUGUUGGAAAUAUAAGUAAUAAAUAUUUUGUGUAGAUGUGUAAGCGUUCAUUGCAACAACAUUUGAAUUCUGAGAAAUGGCUAAGAAAUCAGAUAUGGUUGAUGAUAUAGCUCAUAAGUUACAUACAUGGUCCAUGAAAGAAAUGCAGUUCCAUCCACAAGGACAAUACAUCAAUUCUAAACUUCCUGUCUAUGAAGAUUUUAAAGAUAUAUGUCGAGGUCCUAUGGCAGAAAUCUGGAAGUUUGUAACUGAUAAUGUAUAUUCUGUUCAAACUGUAAAGAAAGUAAAAGGAAAUCUAGCUCUAAAAGGCAAGCAGACCCACAAUAAAUAUUCAGUACAGUUUCAGUCUGGUUCACAAUUUAAUGAAGAGAAGGAGAAAUUAUUUGAGGAAAGGACUCAACUGUCAGGACAACUGACAAAUACAAUAUCUGAUGUCAGCCAUCUUGAAAAUGAUUUAAAACGACUUGAAAGAGAUAUCUUGAAAACAGAGAGUGAAUAUAGAAAAGCUGUAGAUAAUAUAGAAGAUCUAGAGAAGAAAUCUAGUCUGUUAGAGAUUUACUCACAACAAUGUCAAGAAACUGUCUUAAAUUACGACCAUUUUACAGAAAAAUUACAUGCUAAAACUAAAGCUAUUACACAAAAGACACAAGUUGAUGUAAGUGGUGAACCAUUAUUUAUAACUAAAUCGAGUGACCAACCAGAUAAACGUCUAGAAACAGUUUGUGGGAAAAAUGUCAGAGAAAGUUGUGAAAAGUUUGAGGAGUUUUUACAUGAUACAUUUAAAGGAAAUUUUUCUUCAGACAAGACAGUCUUUCAGAGCAGGAAAGAUCACCUAUGGAGUGAAGUAGAGAAGGUAUUAUCAGAGUUUCUAACUAUACAGAUAGUUAAUGGGUUGAUAGUCAAUACACAAGAUUCAUCACUAAAUGUACGUGAUAAAACAAAUAAGAUUAAUAUUAGAAAAGAUGCUGAGAACCUGAGAUUUCAGUAUGGUAAAGGGGAGUUAACUGAUGUUUCUUUACCUUCUUCAUCUCUACACAGUGUUAGACAAUUAUUAGAGCAAAGUCAGUUAUUACAUGUGAAGAGAUUUAUGGAAGCUGAAAAACAUAAGAACCAGGCGUGGAGAGGUGGUCAAAGAUUAGAUGAAAUAAAGAAAGCUAUAGAUAAAUUAUUGGUACAGAGAUUUGAACAGAGACCAGGGGAAUUAAAACUAGCUAGGACAUUAGUUGAAACUAACCUUCAGUUAUCAGCAGAUAGAGCUGGUCUACAUUCCUUACUAGCAGAAUGUGAACAGCUUAGAGAGGCCAUAAAUAAAGGUGUACAGGAAAGAGAGGUGUUGCAAUCAAAGUUCUUUAAAAUCAAAACAUUUAAAGAAUUAACAGAACAAAAACAGAAUUUGAUACGAGGAUUAGUAAAACAGAAUUUAAAUGCUCAAUCAAGAUUAGAAACACAGAAAAUUGAGAACACUAAUUAUAUAGAGAAAUCUUUAUCAUCACAUUAUACUACUACUGUAGCUGUUUCUAAUAGUUUAAAAAGUCGUGUUCAACAAGAAAUAGAUAAACUUUCUAGCUUGUCUCUACCUUAUUUAAUGUUUCUACAUCUUGAUAAUGGUACUAGAGUAUCAGCAUUAGAUCUUUCAAUAAAUCACUUCCACCAUCCUGAAUGUAUGUCAGUUAGACGUUCAUUACAAGAAUUAUUACAGUUAUUACACUUUAAACCAUAUAAGGCUCCAGAAUGUUUAUUGAUUUGGUGUGAGAAAUUAAAGAGUGAUAUCAACCAUUAUAAUCAUCUAGUAGAAAGUCAGGAUUCUGCCAGUCAAAGAGUCUAUGGACCUCAUAAAGACAAAAUUGAUACCAUUGAAAAUAUCACAGACCUAUGUCAACAAGUUAGUGAACAUGAUAAAGAACAGUCAGAGAAACUCUUACCAGCUCUACAGAAAUCUAUCUCCACCUCAAAAGCUGGGUUAGCUGAAUGUAGCCAAAUUAAAGAAGACAUACAGGCUUGGAUAGAGCAACCAGCACAGUUUACAACUCCAUGGGUUAUACAAAAUGGACAGACCUAUAAAGAGUGGUUAGAGAAAUGGACAGUUCUUUGUACACGUCUUAGAAAAAUACAAUUACAGCAGAGAGAUGGAAAAUAGAUAUUUUGAAUCAGUUUUGAACAGGGUACAAAGCAUCUUCAUCUCUGUCCUGGACAGCAAGAUUAUAUCCUUAAUUGAUAUGGAAUCAUUUCCUAUUUACUUGUUAUUCCGCAAAGUGUCACAUGAUUCAUGAUCCUUAAUGUCCAAGGCAAUCUUGCCUUUUUGCUCUUAAUCAUCACAAUAGCAACAUUGAAGAUUUAGAAUCUAUUUAUUACAUGACUGUAUAUACAUGUAUUACAAUACUAAAUAUAUAAAAUCCAAUGAAUAAAAGACCUAUAUUUUCGCAAAUUACAGAAAGCUAUAUAUUUGGAUUCCCCAAACUGUAUAUGAAUUGUUUUUCAAUGUGUACUAUAUUUGUUGUGUUAUUGAAUAAAAUAUCUUAAGUC